GGCACCUGGGACCGGCACAUGCCCAGCGCACGCGGCGUGCCGCCCUGCUAGAAGUUGCCGCUCGGAGUUGGAGGCCGCUGAGGACCGAGAGCAGGAGAAAGAAGACAGCACGCGGCGGCGGCCCGCGAGAAGGCGCCGCGCAUCGCUCGCGGCCCGAAAAGUGGAGCUGCAACUUGGCCACGACUGCACCUGUUUGCACCGCUCCACCCAGAGCGACCACCGCCAUCGGCCGUCUUUGGCAAGUGGUUUGUGCACGAGGAGAAACUUUCCACCUGUGAGCCGGACCUGCGCUGAGUGCGUGUUUUUUGUAUUUUAUUCUUGUUGCUUGCACCUCCCCCAUUCUUCUCUCUGCUAGGACCUCUUCCCCCGUCUCGCCUCCGCGUUUAAGCCCCUGUCCGUCCCCGCCUCCUGGCCGUCUAUGCUCCAGGCCCUCUCCGCGCGGUGCCGGUGAACCCGCGAGCCGCCCCGAUGUACAGCAUGAUGAUGGAGACCGACCUGCAUUCGCCUGGCGGCGCCCAGGCUCCCACGAACCUGUCGGGCCCGGCCGGGGCAGGCGGCGGCGGGGGCGGCGGCGGGGUCGCCAAGGCGAACCAGGACAGGGUCAAGCGGCCCAUGAACGCCUUCAUGGUGUGGUCCCGCGGGCAGCGGCGCAAGAUGGCCCAGGAGAACCCCAAGAUGCACAACUCAGAGAUCAGCAAGCGCCUGGGCGCCGAGUGGAAGGUCAUGUCCGAGGCCGAGAAGCGGCCGUUCAUCGACGAGGCCAAGCGGCUGCGCGCGCUGCACAUGAAGGAGCACCCGGAUUACAAGUACCGGCCGCGCCGCAAGACCAAGACGCUGCUCAAGAAGGACAAGUACUCGCUGGCCGGCGGGCUGCUGGCGGCCGGCGCGGGCGGCGGCGGCGCGGCCGUGGCCAUGGGCGUGGGUGUGGGCGUGGGCGCGGCGGCCGUGGGCCAGCGCCUGGAGAGCCCGGGCGGCGCGGCGGGCGGCGGCUACGCGCACGUCAACGGCUGGGCCAACGGCGCCUACCCCGGCUCGGUGGCGGCCGCGGCUGCGGCCGCGGCCAUGAUGCAGGAGGCGCAGCUGGCCUACGGGCAGCACCCGGGCGCGGGCGGCGCGCACCCGCACGCGCACCCGGCGCACCCACACGCGCACCACCCGCACGCGCACCCGCACAACCCGCAGCCCAUGCACCGCUACGACAUGGGCGCGCUGCAGUACAGCCCCAUCUCCAACUCGCAGGGCUACAUGAGCGCCUCGCCCUCGGGCUACGGCGGCCUGCCCUACGCCGCCGCCGCCGCGGGCAGCGCGCACCAGAACUCGGCCGUGGCGGCGGCGGCGGCGGCGGCUGCCGCGUCGUCGGGCGCCCUGGGCGCGCUGGGCUCGCUCGUCAAGUCGGAGCCGAGCGGCAGCCCUCCGGCCCCCGCGCACUCGCGGGCGCCGUGUCCCGGGGACCUGCGCGAGAUGAUCAGCAUGUACUUGCCGGCCGGCGAAGGCGGAGACCCGGCAGCAGCGGCGGCAGCCGCCGCGGCGCAGAGCCGGCUGCACUCGCUGCCGCAGCACUACCAGGGCGCGGGCGCGGGCGUGAACGGCACGGUGCCUCUGACGCACAUCUAGGGACGCGGGGACACUGCGGCCCGCGCCGGCGACGCACGACGAGGAGCGUGCGGCCCGCCCCGGGCGCCCGGCGCGGCCUCGCUUCUGCACGGACGUUUCCA
Molecule: messenger RNA, 1715 nt
Organism: Manis javanica (Malayan pangolin)
Lineage: Eukaryota; Metazoa; Chordata; Mammalia; Pholidota; Manidae
Source: RefSeq, a predicted model, not a curated record